AUGUCUGCCUCUGGAUUGACUUCACAAGCUCAAGUCCAAUACAUAUUGCAGUGGUUUCAAGAGUUCAGUGAUUUGCAGCGUGAAGAUUUCCUCCCUGUUCUUGCAUCAGCACAGGGGAAUAGACCAGAACAACUGGCAGCAAUACUCUCUAAUCUUUCAUGUCAAGAUAAGCCUGUCAGUUUAUUUCAGUGCCGCGUAAAACUUUUCAAUGAAUGGUUCCCAUCAUGGUCCGAUGAAGAGAAAGGAAGACUUAUCAAAAAAAUAUCAGAACUAGAUCCAGAAUUUAGCAAAAAACUAAAAGGAACUGAAUUACAAGGGACCCAAAUGAAUGGAGAUGAAAAUGAUUCAGAUGCAAAUAAUGCAGAAGUGUUAGCAGAGGCACCAGAGUCUCAUAAUGUGGAUCAAGAUGGGAAAGACAUAAUUGAUGACAAUAGAGAGUUUUCCUCAUCCAAUCCAGAAAAUGUUUCAAUUGAAAUAACAGCAGCAUCC
Messenger RNA from Iphiclides podalirius (scarce swallowtail), 489 nucleotides. Lineage: Eukaryota; Metazoa; Arthropoda; Insecta; Lepidoptera; Papilionidae. The record is from the annotation of a GenBank genome assembly.